Penicillium arizonense is the source of this 1464-nucleotide messenger RNA. RefSeq names its product FAD-binding oxidoreductase. The transcript is spliced from 3 exons. The record is from RefSeq and is a predicted model, not a curated record. Bases 1 to 1464 code for a protein of 487 amino acids. Gene Ontology annotation, molecular function: FAD binding; oxidoreductase activity. Lineage: Eukaryota; Fungi; Ascomycota; Eurotiomycetes; Eurotiales; Aspergillaceae.
AUGGCACUACCGCGGUAUGACACCAAGCCAAAAUAUGGUUCUAAGGUCCUUGUCUGUGGAACACCAGACUAUGAGAGGUGUCGGUGUAUGAAUCCCACUGCCGAUACUCCCAAACGCUAUCCCCGUGAGAUUCACGUAGUUGAAAGCCCUACGGAUGUGUCGGCUGCGUUGAAGCGCGCAUCGGAACUGGGUGUUACAGUUGGUAUCCGUUCUUCGGGUCAUAUUAUGAACCUGGGGAACCUCAUUCAAGAUGGAAUUCUCAUCGAUACUGUGAAUCUUAACCGGAAAAUAGACUACGACCCCGUUACUCGGGAGAUCUGCUUUGGACCAUCAUGCCGCGUUGAGGAGCUUGCAGAGAAACUUGGCGAGGUAAAGCGGUUCUUUCCACAUGGCCAUGCUCCCACCGUCGGUUCCGGAGGCUUUAUGCUCGCAGGUGGUCAGGGCUGGUUUGUGCGUGGAUGGGGCGCGACCAGUCAGACUUGGAUUAUGAAGAUGGAGAUUGUUGUCCCCGAUGGACGCAUUUUGAUUGCCAGUCGUACAGAGAACCAGGAACUAUUCUGGGCUGCUCGUGGCAGUGGUCUUGGGUUCUUUGGUGUCGUCACCCGCUUCUGGGGGCGAACCAUUCGAGCGUCCAAUAUGUGGGAGAGAACAUUCAAGUUCGAGGUCGGUGACAAGUACGAGGAGUUGAUGACAUGGACUAUCGAACGUGGAAGAGACACUCCCAAGUACGGAACUGACUUGAACAUCACCAUCGACUACCUUGAAAAGUAUGAUCCUCGAUAUACCACGGAUGACGUUCCUUCUGGUGCAAAGCUUCAUAUGAAUCUCAACUUGCUGUGCUAUACCGAUACACUACGUGAAGCCCAUACUCUUUUAAGCGCAUAUGACAAAAUGCCGGACUCCAUUCGUGACAGCUUGUUGGAGAUGAAGCCUGUUCAGAGGAGAACUUUCGAAGAAGUAUUCAACCGCAAGCGUGGAUUCCUGGGGAACGGCAAAACCGAGCGCUGGCAGAUCAAUAGCAUCAUGAAUGAUCCAGCUUGCCCGCUCCCAAGACUCAUUGAAGCUAUCAAGUCAGCCAUGCUAGAGCUUCCCACCAGAACUUCGUCGGUGUUCAUCUGCCACUGUGACAUUGUCCCUGACGAGGAAGAUGCUGCCCUGAGUUUGCCACAAGAUCUGUACAUCUCCACAAUUACUGGAUGGACGGAUCCAAAGCUCGAGCCAGGCAUCUAUCAGCCAAUGAGGGAUCAUUAUAGGCGAGCUUUUCCCGUCGCUGUCGGCCAAUACGUCACGGAGUUGGACGUCAACAACGACGAUGCGAAUACUCGGGUUUUGAGUGACAGUGCUCUCGCCAAGUUUUUGAAAAUUCGGGAAAAAUAUGAUCCCCAGGGAUUGUUUCCGAAUUAUAAAAAGUUCAUCAAGGCCCACGACAAGAUGAAUAAGUUGGAGAAUAAGCAUAUGCUGUGA